This is a messenger RNA of Anneissia japonica, 1484 nucleotides long. RefSeq lists its product as uncharacterized. The transcript has 3 exons. Bases 265 to 972 code for a protein of 235 amino acids. The record is from RefSeq and is a predicted model, not a curated record. NCBI's taxonomy places the organism in Eukaryota, Metazoa, Echinodermata, Crinoidea, Comatulida, Comatulidae.
UAGCUUUUUUAUACCUUAAAUCGUAGAAAUUGUAUUUUUUCCAGUAUAGUAGACCGUCAAUGUGGUAGUCAAUGUUUGCCUGCCCAGAAUAUGUCUAUUAGCAGGAACGUCCUAUAAAUAGCACUCCCUGUUGUGUUUGUGAAGUGAGGGGAGAAGCACCUCUUCGGUCUGUCUGGUUGGUCAAGUAUAGCUAGUUAGAUGCAACAAAAACUGGUAAGGAAAGACAAGAAGCAAGCUGGUGAGGAAUAUUGAUAGCAAAAAGAGAUGUCAACACAAAAGGGUUUAAAUAAUGAAGAGGAAAGUACAGAAGAAAAUGGUUUGGAAGAAAAGCCAGUUGGAAAAGAGUUUAAAUGUAGUACAGAGUGCCAGGAGGAUAUGCAGUUUGAUUCAGUAUUAAAUCUUGGACAAUUACCAGAAGAGGCAUCGGGUUUUUCCACUGUUGUUAAUACAACAGUGGCAUUUGAAGAUGCCUUUGAUAUAAGACCACCAGAAAAAACACCAACGCCAAGUCAUAUCUUCCAAUUGAUGCAUAAUUAUGGACCACAGAUUGUUCCAAAUGAUAUCAGGAAUGAAAUGUGGACAGCCACGAAGGCAGACUUGCAGGAAAUGAUUUCUAAUGGUUUGAUUCCCCAGGAUACGAUGGACUCAGCGGGGAUAGACCCGGAAUCCUAUGAGCACUUCAUGGAUUGCGUCACAGAAAUUCGAGAAAAGAUCUGGGAGGAGGAAUUACGGACAGCAUUGAGUAUUCUACGUGGUGCCAGACGUAUUUUCUCCGCUUCUAAUGACGCUGAUCUCCGGCACGUUUUUUGUGGACCACCUAUUGAAGUGCUGGCCGAUAUUUACUAUGAUGGCAUCGGAGUCUUGCCCAAGAACCAAAUGACUGAGGACCCUUUCCAUCAUUCUCUUUUUUCAGAUAGAUUGUUUGACGAGCAGGACCGUUCCCAGGAUUUUCGAUGGGGAGGUGCGUUUUGAGAGCGUCCGCACCCUCUGCACCCUAUGAGCCUGGACGAGUAGGUCUACAAUAAUACACAGUACUUCUGAAGCUCAAGAUAUUUGUGAAAUUGGAAAAACAUAUUUUAAUUACAGGACAAACAAUGAUGUAUAUAAUAUGUUAUGGGCUUUAAUUUACAGUAUGUACUACUUAAAGAAACGUCAGGGUUGCUCUAAUGUACACAGCAAUUAAAAAUGCAAUUUCAAUAUGUAUUUUAAAAGAAAAGUUUAAGCUGUUGGUCCUAUUUGCAAUAUGGCAAUGUAAUGUGGGGGGGGGGGGAGAAGACAACAUGUUUGUCUAAAGAAAGGAUGGGAUUACACCCAAGUCAAUAGUGUACAAACACAUUUUAAGGGGUUGAAGAGUAAAACAAACUUAUUACAAUAAUUACAAAAGUACUGUUACAGUAGGCCUAAUGUGGAAUUGCCAUUCUUACAGUAUAUGCUUGUUUAUAUUCAUAAACCAUCUCUUGUAUUUUAAACAGAAAGGAUUCUUU